Antrostomus carolinensis (chuck-will's-widow) is the source of this 596-nucleotide messenger RNA. RefSeq names its product EF-hand calcium-binding domain-containing protein 4B-like. The transcript is spliced from 4 exons. The record is from RefSeq and is a predicted model, not a curated record. Gene Ontology annotation, molecular function: calcium ion binding. NCBI's taxonomy places the organism in Eukaryota, Metazoa, Chordata, Aves, Caprimulgiformes, Caprimulgidae. The annotation marks the transcript as partial.
AUGGACAGAAUACAAGGAGACUCUGCGAGUUCCGUGCCACCAAGAGAUGCAGAGAGGAGCAGGACUGCAAAACAAGACCCAGGACUAACUGUUUUGGAAAAAGCACAUGAGUUCUUUCAGAUUUGUGAUCUGGAAAGCAAAGGCUUCAUCACUCGUCAAGACAUGAAGAGGCUGCACCCUGAGUUACCUCUUAGCCUGGAAGAGCUUGAAAAAGUUUUUGUCACAUUGGACGCUGAUGGCAAUGGCUCACUUACCCUAAAGGAGUUCACCGCAGGAUUCAGUCAGUUUCUUUUAGGGCAGAUUGCUUUGAAUAAUGAGGUAAUGCAACAAUCAGAAGGUGAAACAGCCUGCCCACUUAAAUGCAAAGAGACAAUAAGUGAUGACGAGGAUGAAGAAUUCCAGUUCUCAAAUCUGAUGGAUCGGCUUGGAGCUAAAAAGGUUUUGGAUGAUGAAAGUGAUGUGAAGCAACUUUGGUUGCAGCUCAGAAAAGAUGAACCUCAUUUACUUUCCAAUUUUGAAGAGUUCUUGGUCAGAAUUUUCUCACAGCUCCAGGAAGCAGACAAUGAAAAGAACGAGUUGGAAUGUGCUCUAAAAAG